This is a messenger RNA of Syngnathoides biaculeatus (alligator pipefish), 4173 nucleotides long. It is a transcript of the gene pde10a, whose product is annotated as phosphodiesterase 10A. Gene Ontology annotation, biological process: signal transduction; negative regulation of receptor guanylyl cyclase signaling pathway. NCBI's taxonomy places the organism in Eukaryota, Metazoa, Chordata, Actinopteri, Syngnathiformes, Syngnathidae. The record is from RefSeq and is a predicted model, not a curated record. Gene Ontology annotation, molecular function: 3',5'-cGMP-stimulated cyclic-nucleotide phosphodiesterase activity; protein binding. The transcript has 22 exons.
UAUGUGCGUGCGUGUGCGCGUAUUUGACUGCGCCGGCUUCGUGCGCUGUCGCCCCUGCUGCUCGCCCAGUCUUCUGCUGCACAUCCACGGCGGAGCUCGACGCCGAGGAGGCGGACGGACCGGAGCUACACCUCGGCCAGCGGUGCUGGGUGGAGGUGCGCUGGUGAGGGGGGGUAGCAUACGACCCUCCUCGCCCUUCCCAAAAUCGAGGACCCGGCUUGUCCUGGAGUGACUGCGUUUUUCAAAUUAUCACCUUUUUGUCGUGGUUGAGUGUAGCGCACUUUUCACCGCGGCCCCUCUCCCAGUUUGCGCUCACUGUCCGACAUGGAAGAUGGUCCGUCUUCGACAAGCUGUUUCAGAAGGUUAACGGACUGCUUCCUGGGUGCAAGCUUGACAGAUGAGAAAGUGAAGGCCUACCUCUCUCUGCACCCGCAGAUGCUGGAUGAUUUUGUGGUGGAGAGCGUGAGCGCUGAGACGUUGGACAGAUGGCUGAAGAGGAAGACCAGCAGCAGGCCUGCAGAUGACACGUCAUCUAAAGAAGUCAGCAGGUACCAGGAUGCAAAUAUGCAGGGUGUUGUGUAUGAGCUCAACAGCUACAUGGAGCAGCGCUUGGACACUGGAGGGGACAACAAGCUGCUGCUCUACGAACUCUGCAACAUCAUUAAAACAGCAACAAAAGCUGAUGGAUUUGCACUUUACUUUUUGGGAGAAUGCAACAAUAGUUUGUGUUUGUUCACCCCAACAAGAUCCAAGGAUGGUCCCCCAAACCUCGUCCCAUCUGGCCCCAUCGCGUUCGGGACAACCAUUGCAGCGCAUGUUGCCAAGACUCGCAAAACAGUUUUAGUAGAAGACAUCAUGGGGGAUGAACGUUUCCCAGAUGGCACAGGGCAGGACUCAGGGAUCCGCGUUCAUUCUGUCUUGUGCCUCCCUAUCCUCACUGCCAUUGGGGACCUCAUCGCCAUCCUGGAGCUGCGUCGGCACCGGGGGAAGGAGCCCUUCAAUCUCAGCCACCAGGAGGUUGCAACAGCAAACUUAGCGUGGGCGUCAGUCGCCAUCCAUCAAGUGCAGGUGUGCCGAGGCCUCGCCAAACAGACUGAGCUCAAUGACUUCCUAUUAGAUGUGUCAAAAACAUACUUUGAUAAUAUUGUGGCAAUAGAUUCGCUACUUGAACACAUUAUGAUAUAUGCAAAAAACCUGGUGAAUGCCGACAGGUGUGCACUCUUCCAGGUAGAUCAAAACAACAAAGAACUGUAUUCCGACCUGUUUGAUAUUGGUGAGGAGAAAGAAGGCAAGCCAGUCUUUAGGAAAACCAAAGAAAUUAGGUUUUCCAUAGAGAAAGGAAUAGCCGGCCAAGUGGCUCGGACAGGGGAGGUCUUGAAUAUCCCAGAUGCCUAUGCAGACCCGCGGUUUAACCGAGAGGUGGACCUAAAAACCGGUUACACCACGCGGAACAUCCUGUGCAUGCCCAUCGUGAGCAGGGGGACUGUUAUCGGAGUGGUGCAGAUGGUGAAUAAAUUAAGCGGUAGUGCCUUCACUAAAACAGAUGAGAACAACUUCAAGAUGUUUGCUGUCUUCUGUGCCCUGGCCUUACACUGUGCAAAUAUGUACCAUCGAAUUCGCCACUCCGAAUGCAUUUACAGAGUGACAAUGGAAAAACUGUCUUACCACAGCAUCUGCACCUCAGAAGAAUGGAAAACACUCUCUCAACUCAACCUUCCCACGCUCAUUUAUAAAGAGAUCGAAAUGUUUCACUUUGACAUAAGUCCUUUUGAGGAGAUCUGGCCUGCAGUUUUCAUCUACAUGGUUCACAGCUCCUGUGGAAAGACCAGCUUUGAGCUGGAGAAGCUGUGUCGAUUCACCAUGUCUGUACGCAAGAACUACCGGCGUGUACCCUACCACAACUGGAAGCAUGCUGUGACCGUGGCUCACUGUAUGUACGCCAUCCUACAAAAGACCCCUGGGACGUUCACAGAGCUAGAGGUCUAAAAAGGACUCUUAGUAGCCUGCCUGUGUCAUGAUCUGGACCAUCGAGGGUACAGCAACACAUAUUUGCAGAAGUUUGACCACCCCCUGGCUGCUCUCUACUCCACCUCCACUAUGGAGCAGCACCACUUCUCUCAGACUGUCUCCAUUUUGCAGCUGGAAGGGCACAAUAUUUUCUCCAACCUGAAUUCCAGCGAGUACGAGCAGGUGCUAGAGAUCAUCCGGAAGGCCAUCAUUGCCACAGACCUGGCCCUUUACUUCAAUAACCACCAGCAGCUGUCAGAGCUUCUCACCUCGGGUGUGCUGGACUUCAACAACCACUCGCACAGGGACCGUGUGAUUGGGCUGAUGAUGACAGCAUGUGACCUGUGUUCUGUAACCAAGCAAUGGCAGAUCACGCGACUCACAGCGAACGACAUCUACGCUGAGUUCUGGGCCGAGGGAGAUGAAAUGAAGAAGAUCGGGAUGCAGCCCAUCUCAAUGAUGGACCGAGACAAGAAGGAUGAAGUUCCUCAAGGCCAAGUGGGCUUCUACAAUGCUGUAGCAAUUCCAUGUUAUACGACUCUAGCAGACCUUUUCCCUCCAUCCAGUCCACUUCUAAAAGCGUGCAAGGAGAACUUGGGCCAAUGGGAGAAGAUUGCGCACGGUGAGGUGGAGGAUGUUGUUCCGAGCCGACCCUCUGAUUCAGGUCCUGUCAAGGUGGACAACUGACGACCAAAGUGCUGACUGUCCAUUGUCAUGAGUUCAACCGGAACCCUGCCGCAGUCACGAAGGGUUUUUUUUUGUUUGUUUGUUUUUUUUUGGGGGGGGGGGGGGUUGCAGGAGCAGAAGCUCAGCAAAAAGGCGCCUUGACUGAACAAAACAAACACAAGUUACCUCAAUGGGUGACUGAGGUGUCAAAGCUGAUGGUUUUAUUGAUCCCAGAGACUGACCGACAGCUAAUGGGGAGGACUAAAACCCAUCACCCUAAAUCCACUCAGUUUGGGAAUUUAUUUGUUAAAAUGAAUUUGUGCCAUUUUUGUUGUUUAUUUGGCUUUAUGUUAUUUGUUACUGUUUUUUUUAAAUACUGUUAUUAUUAUUACUAUUUUGAUUUGAGUUGAUUCUUUGUGGUCUUGAAUUUUAGAGGCCUUAUGCUGAACCUUUCACGGGAAGGUGAUGUAAAACCUUGUAGUGUGCGUUCAUGUCCUUUUAAAAUGGUACUGUUUGCCUUCUGUGGUAAAUAAGUCACUACUACUUCAGCAAGGUAUUCAGAGACAGAAGGAAUGUGUAGUAUACUGAACAUGCAUGGUGUAAAAAUGCCACCUUAUAGAUGAACGGGACAUCCGAAUGUUUUAGUUUCUUUCGAGCAAAAAUCCUUUGCAGUACUUGAAUAUAGACACACAAGCUGUUUCAAAGGAGGCAGCAGAAAUAUCGCACGAUCUAUUUUGCAACAAAAAAAAGGAUGAAGUGAGCCCAUCAGAGGACUGGGAUUACUGUAUGUCAACACUGUCACAAGAGAGUCACAAUAUGUUGCCCUGAAGUUGACCCCCCCCCCCCACACACACACACACACACACACACUCCCCCCACAUCACAGCACUGCCCCAGGCCAUUACAAACACUUGGAACUUGCUCCAAGAAGUCACAUAUGUUGAAGACAGCUUGUAAACAUUUCACAAGGGAUGUCCACAGAUAGACGAUAAGACAUGAUUGGUGAAAACGAGACUCGAGCGCUCCUCUGUGUCAUCCGUGUUGAAUCUGAUAAGCUGCAUGUAACUCUGGGAUUGUUCCUUAAGAUUGUUGCUUGACUUUUUGCAGGUGUGUUUAAUAACUUCACUACCGGUUCGCUCUCCUGCAAAUGAUUUUCCGAGAUCUUCCUGAAUACACUUUUGUUGUUCUGUUCUGUUCUUAACUGUCAUUCCAGUGGGCCUAGUCCCGGCUAAUGCUAAGGUGGCACCAACAGUGUGAAUGUAUACUUCGUUCAUUUACGGGAGAUAUGUAAAAAGUCUACACAUCCUUCUUUAAAUAGUCACAAAGACUUUCUACCUGUAUUGAUCUGUAAUCUAUAUAACUCAAUUGGGGGGAAAAUGUUUUGAGAGGAUACUUUAAACAACUGAGAUGAUUUAGCAUAUCUGUCAAUAUUCUGUCAAUGUAGUUUUCAGAAUGAAUGUGAUAAUGUUUAAUUAAAUGUGACGGGGUUGUGUUCAUAGA